Messenger RNA from Jaminaea rosea, 825 nucleotides. RefSeq lists its product as hypothetical. Lineage: Eukaryota; Fungi; Basidiomycota; Exobasidiomycetes; Microstromatales. The transcript has a single exon. The coding region runs from base 1 to 825 and encodes 274 amino acids. The record is from RefSeq and is a predicted model, not a curated record.
AUGGACGCCCACCGACCCUCGCUCAGCACGUCGCAUUCGACGAUCUCUCGCGCACUAUCUAGCGAUCUCAAUGGGCUCAUCCUCUUCGACCUCACCAAUCAGCCCGGUUCCACUCUCGCCUUCAGCCCGCACUGCAUCAAGACAGUCGUGGACCUUGCCAUCCUCAACAUCGGCUACGAAAGGCAACGCUUGACCUUCCACCAAGUCCGCACCGACCUGGAAGCCAGAACCCAGCCGGGAGUAACCGUGCCAAGCGUCGAGAUGAGCGAUGGUACUCACCUCGUCGACUCGUGGGCCAUUGCUGAGUUUCUAGCCAAGCAUCACCCGGAGGGUCACAAGCUCUUCCCCACUAUGACGAGUAAGAGGAUGGCCCUGUUCCUCAGCGAGGUGGGAAGGACCUUUCUGACCCCAAAUCUGGGGCCAUUGGUCAUGCCAUCCGUGGCAGCAAAGUUGGACGACGAGUCGAGGAGGUACUUUGUCGAGGAAAAGUUGGGCAAGGAGCGCUUCAACAAGAUGAGCGCAAUCGGCGCUGAAGAGAGACAGGCGUACAUUGACGGGGCAAAGAAGGUGCUGGGCACCGUUGAGGCGAUGCUGGGUUGCAAUGACUCCGGGACCUCGUCGACUUCGUCGUCUCCGUGGCUCGAUUCCGGGGAGAGCCCAAGUCACGCCGACGCCAUCCUCUAUGGCUUCGUCGUCUUCUCGCGCAUGGCGGGCAAAGAGACGUACGGCAAGCUCUGGAACGGCUUCCCUAGCAUCAAGGCGUGGAUCGAAGCUAUGGAUAAGUGGAUCGGUGAAGGUAUCACUAAAGACUACGUGCAGUGGUAG